This is a messenger RNA of Erigeron canadensis, 705 nucleotides long. Its product is annotated as AT-hook motif nuclear-localized protein 16-like. The record is from RefSeq and is a predicted model, not a curated record. Gene Ontology annotation, cellular component: nucleus. The transcript has a single exon. Gene Ontology annotation, biological process: vegetative to reproductive phase transition of meristem. Bases 1 to 693 code for a protein of 230 amino acids. Gene Ontology annotation, molecular function: minor groove of adenine-thymine-rich DNA binding; DNA-binding transcription factor activity. Lineage: Eukaryota; Viridiplantae; Streptophyta; Magnoliopsida; Asterales; Asteraceae.
AUGGCUGGCAGCGCAGACCUUAGAGCUAUUACAUCAAAAACAGGUGAACAUGCAGUUAGAAGGCCACGAGGCAGGCCAGCCGGGUCCAAAAACAAGCCUAAACCACCCAUCGUUAUCACCAGAGACAGUGCAAAUACUCUUCGGGCUCAUGCCAUGGAGGUUAGCCCAGGGUGUGACAUUGGCGAGAGCUUAACUACUUUUGCUAGGAGGAAGCAACAGGGGAUCUGGGUGCUAAGCGCAGCUGGGUUUGUAAGCAAUGUUAUGUUGCGCCAACCAUCCCAAUCACCGGGCAGUCCUGGUUCUGGGCCUGUAGUAACCCUUCACGGACGGUUCGAGAUUUUAUCAUUGGUUGGUUCAGUACUGCCACCACCGGCUCCACCGGGGGUAGCUGGCUUAGCAAUAUAUCUAGUUGGCCCUCAGGGCCAGGUUGUGGGUGGUGCCAUUGCAGGCCCACUGAUGGCCUCAGGGCCGGUUGUGAUAAUGGCUGCCACAUUUAUGAAUGCCACUUUUGAUAGGUUGCCGAUGGACAAGGACGAAGUGGUCGCAGCAACUACCACACACGAUCAACGUCACCAUCGUUUCAUUGGUCUUUCGGAUAUCUAUGGGCCCCCACAGAGUGUGCUUUCUAACCCCAACCUCUCUCCUCCGGACAUCUAUACUUGGUCAACAGGGCGACCAUUGUCGAAGGCAUGAGAAUUUUCUUAA